Messenger RNA from Aspergillus tanneri, 1056 nucleotides. RefSeq lists its product as uncharacterized. NCBI's taxonomy places the organism in Eukaryota, Fungi, Ascomycota, Eurotiomycetes, Eurotiales, Aspergillaceae. Bases 1 to 1056 code for a protein of 351 amino acids. The record is from RefSeq and is a predicted model, not a curated record. The transcript has a single exon.
AUGACCGACGACGAGAAGCGGGGCACGGGCACCCAAGGCAAAACCGCCAACACAGACCGCAAGUCGACCCAUCCUUCCACCAAUGCCAUGGAAGCCCAAACCAGCUCUUCCCUGACGAGUCGGAUCCAAAAUUCAGCAUCGCGACUUGCAAGGGAUGCCUUUCAUGCUUCCGGUUCAUCCGCAGAUGCUGCGCAUUUGCUAGCGGAUGGCAGCAAGUCGGGUGCUUCUUCGUCGACCGCAGCAGCUUUGGCAGCAGCGCAACAAUACACAGAAGCCUCGGUCCCUUCCUCGUCCUCUUCGGGUCGACACCAAUCCCACAAUACCACUAGAGAAACGUUCCGAUCGUCGUCGUCGAGCCAACAAGGCGGGUUCACUCUCCCCUCGUUUACCGAGGAAGAAUUCCAGCAUUCCUAUGGUGUAGACCCUUUCGGUGGCGACCAGGAGAUCCCAAAUACAGCGUCGGAUAAAAGAAAGGGAAAAGGAAAGGAGACAUCUACGACGAAUCUCUCCCCUUUUAACAAUACCAUCUCCACACAAAGAAGCUUUCAACCGAUCCCCACGCCAUCCGACGGCGAUGCAGUGGUGUCUCUACUGUCAGAUUCAACGUUCGAUCCCACAUUUCCACCAGCGGCCAACGAACCCGCUGAUAUUAUAGAGACAGAGCUAUCUCAACCUCAACUCACCCCAGCAGAGAUCGAAAUGAUUGAAUCCUUCCGUCGGAGCAUGCCUCCGUCCGACACGUCCAACGAGCAGUCGCAUCCCCAUCGCUUCACAUCCUACAGUCUCAUUCCAGAUAUCAACACAAUCCUAAACAAUGCCCCGUCGGGCACCCUCACCGAUGCUACUACACUGCGGGAUGCUGUCUUGACCGGGUUGCCCGGUUCUGCAGAUUGGGUGGCUGUCGAGGAGAGAUACCACGACGAAGUCUGGGGCUACCUACGACCUACAUUGGAGGCCGCUGCAAAAGAGAUGGAAUCGAACCAGAACUUGGAUAUCACCAAGGAGGGACCUGCUGUGCGACGACUGAAGAUGAUCUUGAAGCACAUGCAGACUUGA